AUGCUCACCGAUUACACAUAUUUUGGUGCCCCUCCUGAAUUCGUGAUCAAUGCAGUGCGCUCCAGUCUCACCCCGUCGCUUCCCAACUAUAUCCCCAUCUUUCAUCAAAUGAUCAAGAAACAUCAAAAAGGUCUUCUGGGCACAUAUGAUGACUGGACGUCAGUCCAAGUCAGCGGCCCCGUGCUUCGUUUGGCUUCCAUUCUCUCGGCCCGCGCAUUCCACAGCAGCGAGGCAAGCAUGAAUCCAGACUGGCUGGAUGUCGCAACGGGGUAUGUCCAUGCCGUCCUUGAUUCCAUCAAAGCCCUCAAGAGGUGGCCGCCAUAUCUUCGACCCUUCGUUCAUCGGUUUCUCCCCGAGCGCGCCGCCAUCGCUCAACAGCGGAGCAAGGCCCGGAAGAUUGUCGCCGCGUCACUCCAAAGGAAACAAUCCAACGGCGGCGCACCACUUGAUGACCCGCCCACUAUGCUGGAUCAUUUGUCCAGUGGGAAGAAUCACAACAUUGCCACUGAUAUCGAGAAGCAGGUCUUGUAUCAGAUGACUUUGGUCGCCGUCGGGACCGUCACUACUUUCUCCACGGUCACACAGUGCUUAUAUGACCUGGCAGGCCACCCGGAGAUCAUACCAGAUCUUCGCGAAGAGGCAAUUUCCGUGCUCAAACAGUCCAAGGGCCUCCUCAAUAAAGAAUCCUUAUCCGCCCUGAAGAAAAUGGACAGCUUCAUGAAGGAGUGCCAGCGAUUUUCGUCUCCCGACUUGACUACAUUCCAGCGCGCUGCGACAGAGGAUAUGAAUCUGCCCGACGGAACAUUUAUUCCCAAGGGAACCAAGCUCGAGACAGCGACUUGUUCGAUUCAUGCCGACGAGCAGCACUACGAGAAUCCCGACCAAUUCGACGCCUUUCGCUUUUACAGAAAGCGCCAGGUCCCGGGCCAGGAAAAUAAAAAUAUGUUCGUCAGCGUCGGCUCGAAUGAUCUGGCGUUCGGCUUUGGCAAACAUGCCUGUCCUGGAAGGUUCCUGAGCCACGUCGUGAUCAAAUGCUUCCUUGUGGAGUUCCUUCUGCACUAUGACAUCAAAUCUGCGCCGGGAGUUGGAAGACCUAAGAACAUUGAAUUUGAAGCCUUUGUUGACCCGGACCCUACUGCGGAGGUUCUGCUUCAAACAAUACACGUCGGGGAACCCGAAUUUUUGGACUGAAGCAAUUCACAAAAAAAAAAAAAAACACCGCAUAGUCACUCCACAGAACAUCGAGAUGAAUCUACAUUUCUGAUUGAAUAACUAUAGGGAGCCUGGAAAGCUGAAAGGGAAAGGGUUUCUCACUCCUAAAAACAUUGCAGUUGGGCUAUUGGAAAGCUAUUGGGAUCUAUUAUAUCGCCUCUUCUUUCAAAUUAGAAUCUGUUCGCUCUAUAGUAAAUGCCAUAAAUAGGAUAGAUAUCAUGAUAGUAUAGCAAAUGAUAAUGACAAGUAACUAACCACGGGUAUUCUUCUCGCUCAUUGGAGUAUAAUGCCUCCAACCUCUCUUUGACAGCCUCAACCAACGCUAAUGCAUGACAUGCUUUCCGUGAACGCCAUCAAAUCCCAUUCUGAUACAAUGGACAUAUUCCGUUUCCUUUAUUGAUCCACUGGGUACAGGUUCAACCAGUCAAACCCACUCUGCCAGUUGAGCGUUUCGAAAUUUGAAUCGUGAUUAUAGUACU
Molecule: messenger RNA, 1691 nt
Organism: Aspergillus ochraceoroseus IBT 24754
Lineage: Eukaryota; Fungi; Ascomycota; Eurotiomycetes; Eurotiales; Aspergillaceae
Product: cytochrome P450
Exons: 5
Coding region: 1-1191 (396 amino acids)
Molecular function (GO): heme binding; monooxygenase activity; iron ion binding
Source: RefSeq, a predicted model, not a curated record